AGGCGACGUGGAGGACAUUAAGUAAUAUAUAGCGCUUAUUCAUUACUGAAUCAGGUUGUGGACGCUUAACAUUGAACUGCGACUGUACUUACUUCAAAGAUUCAGUUUGUGUUUCGAACUGCUCUUUUUGGAGUUUUAUUUCACAACUAACUUCAUUUCCACCACCAGAACAAGUACAUCAGAAAAAUGACGACAAAACGAGAAUUGAAACGACGGAAGGUCGCGGCCUCUCAGCAGGCUGCUUCACCCUCAACCGAAGCUUCCGAAGCAGAAUACUUUCAUGCCUAUGGCGACCUCUCAGUUCACCGUUUGAUGCUAAGGGAUAAACCAAGAAUGGAAGCUUACUCGACAUCGAUUAGGACCUUGAAGAAGGAGAUAGAAGGUAAAAAUUAUGUUUGAGUUAGGCAGUGCGACUGGCUUUUCUUCUAUUCUUACAGACGUGCAAGCGACUUCUUCAGGUUAUGAUGAAGACGUGCAAGUAAUUUGUUCAGCACAUUGUGAUUCAUCUUUCCAUCCCUUUUCAACAUCAGGUAAAAUCUGUAUGGAUGUUGGCUGUGGCUCCGGCGUUUUGAGUCUUCUCCUCGUCAAGCUUGGUGGGGCGAAGCAUGUCCACGCUGUUGAAGGCUGUGCGCGUGUAGCAAACCUUGCCAGGCAACUGAUAGCGCAAAACGGUAUGGCAGAUCGGAUCACUGUUUGGCAGAAGAGGGUGGAAGAUAUAGCGGUGAUCAAGGAACAGGUGGAGGAAAGUAGGGUCGAAAACGAAAACGGUAAAAAAGCUAGUGGGGCCAAGAAAGUAGACGAUGGUCAGCAGGAAGUGGAAGGCGAAAAGAAAGAAGACGCUACGACUAUCUCAACUACCACGGCUCCAGCCAGCAUCACCACCACGACUUCCGCCACCAGCAGUUCGCACAGGAAAGAGGACAUCAACGACGGCAUUGUCGCGAAUUCGAUUGAUGUGAUCGUUUCGGAGUGGAUGGGAUUUCAUCUUUUGCAUGAAGCCAUGCUAGACAGUGUCGUUAUUGCCCGUGACCGCUUUCUCGUCAAGGAAGGAGGUCUAUUACUCCCUGAUAAGUGCAAAAUCUUCGCAGCACCAUUAGACCUGAGGAACUACCGAACAUCUGAGAAAAACUACUUCAAGCCUGAAAACUUCUUCGGCUUGGAAGGGUUUGAGGAGGUAUUUUUGGAAGAUGAGUAUAAAUUUGAUGCGGAGGUGGAUGAGGAGUCAAGCAAUGUUGGCACUCGGGGACCGAAUAUCACCAGAGGUAUCAAGCCAGAAGAAGUACUUGUACACCGGCUGGACGACAGUCAUCUGCUUCGAACGAAGGAUGAUUACCUCUGUUUCGCGGAGCUGGAUCUACACAAAGUCACGGUAGAAGAUCUGCGCUGUGUAAAAGGUUCAGUUUCCUGUAAGGUGACCAAAAAUGGCGGUGGUUUGUUCGGAGGCGUUGGGAUCUGGUUUGAAUGUCUUUUUCCCAUUCCCACAAGCGAACAAACGCGAAAAGGGACGAGUGAAGCGCUCCUCCCGUCCGCGAUACUUUCCACCUCCCCCAAGAAGCCCAUGACGCAUUGGAAGCAGAGCAUAGUUUUUCUAGAAGUAAGCGGACAACAUAUCUUCGCAGAGGUGCCAGAAGGCGAGCAGGUCGAUUUCGAGAUAUCCUUGACGCAAAGUGAAACAAAUAAGAGACACUAUGAAAUUGGGCUGGAGACGUAGAAGAUGUCCGUGCUUCGUCCCGUGGUGGAACAGCAAUAGCACGCACAUCUUAUUGAAUGGACGAUCUCGACUUAUCCACUUCCACCCAUCGAUUCGAAGAACUUUGUUCGACCACCAACUUUAUCCCCUAAGAAUACUGUCAAACAAAAUGACAACAUCUACGAG
Amoebophrya sp. A25 is the source of this 1876-nucleotide messenger RNA. The record is from the annotation of a GenBank genome assembly. NCBI's taxonomy places the organism in Eukaryota, Dinophyceae, Syndiniales, Amoebophryaceae.